AAUCCCCAAUUCUAUUUUUGAGAAAAUCUGACUCAAAUUUUCUGGGAAAAUGUCAGGUCGCGGAAAGGGAGGGAAGGGUUUGGGGAAGGGAGGAGCAAAGAGGCAUCGCAAGGUCCUGCGCGAUAACAUCCAGGGAAUAACGAAGCCCGCGAUUCGAAGGUUGGCUAGGAGGGGUGGUGUGAAGAGGAUCAGUGGUUUGAUCUACGAGGAGACCAGAGGGGUUCUCAAGAUCUUCCUGGAGAACGUUAUUCGUGAUGCGGUGACUUACACGGAGCAUGCGAGGAGGAAGACUGUCACGGCUAUGGAUGUGGUUUACGCGCUCAAGAGGCAGGGUAGAACCCUCUAUGGAUUCGGAGGCUGAAGUUUGGAUUUUGGGUAUCUUGAUAGGGAGAUAUAAUUAUAGCAGAUUGGAAGGGCACAGAACAGUUUCAUAUUUUUUAGACCUCAGUUUAUAGUCCCAGGGUCUUUCUGGUUCUUUCUUCUUUUCUGAUUUUCUUUUUCUCCCACACUUCUUGACAUUCCUCUAUUGCCUCUUGUCUCCAGUGUUACAGGAGGUAAAAUAAGAAUGUCGAGAGUAUGGGAGAAGAAGACCCAGAGUCUCUUGUUGCCAGUGUUAUAGGAGGUAAAAGAAGAAUGUCGAAGAGAAUGAGAGAAGAAGAAGACCACGGAAGAAGAACUAGAAAGAUCCCGAGACUAUAAAUUUCUCAUCACGAUCAUUUCAAUCAUCUCCCUCCCAAUGUAUUAUGUAUAGUUUUUCUCUCUUCCAUCUGGUACUUACCAAACAUUCUAUUUUAUGCUUGAAUUUGAUAUGGAAGAUCCUUUUUUCAUUUUGCACGAACA
Gastrolobium bilobum is the source of this 840-nucleotide messenger RNA. RefSeq names its product histone H4. The record is from RefSeq and is a predicted model, not a curated record. NCBI's taxonomy places the organism in Eukaryota, Viridiplantae, Streptophyta, Magnoliopsida, Fabales, Fabaceae. Gene Ontology annotation, biological process: nucleosome assembly. Bases 50 to 361 code for a protein of 103 amino acids. The transcript has a single exon. Gene Ontology annotation, cellular component: nucleosome. Gene Ontology annotation, molecular function: structural constituent of chromatin; DNA binding; protein heterodimerization activity.